AUGCUAGACUCUUUCUCCUCAUCGCCCACAGCAGCAGCAGUCUUGCGCCGAAACCAAUCUACCCUGUCCGAUAAUGCGCGCGAUAAUCCCGAGCUAUCUCAUGACGAGCGCCCUUUUAGAAGCGACUUUUCCAUGACCGAAAAUGAAUCACAACUCACUACUUCGAAGCUUCAAAACACCUCCCGCAGCUUAUCUCCCGGCGCCGGCGCAUCAAGGUUAUUCGGUGAUCAGAGCGGCAGUGCCGCCAGUAGCCAAAGACCUAGCAGACCUAAGUACCUGACUAGCCGCCAGUCAUCACAUCGUCUCUCCCGCUCCUCGAUCGCCAGCAACAAUACCGAAACUACGAAUAGCGAUGCCACCCUAGGCGCGGAUUAUGCGCUUCAAACUGGCGGUGCAACGUCCGACACCUACGGCAGUCUUCAUGCUGGAAGUCGUGUACACAUGACAAGAGCAACCAGUCUUGGAAGCAUGGCAUCGGGGGUUUCUGGAUACAGCGAUGAGAAUUUAGUGGACAAAAGAAAUGCGCCCGGUCCAGAAAGCAAUCUGCAUACCCUGGAAGAGGAAAGCUCGCCCAAAUCUCGCGAUGAUUCAGCCGAACAAGAUGACGUUUCGGCACCGGUCACCCCAAAGGCGAAGCCACAAGAUAGCAGUGUCCCCACUGAUACCACAAUUGCCGAGCGCGUUAAAGGUAUCCAGAUUCCAACCACCUUUGCGCAACGGUUCCGCGAAGACUUCCAGCCAUCUCCGGAGAAGCGCGUGGGAGCAUCAACUCCUUUUGCGAAGAGCGGCCGAAAUUUGACUCUCAAGGAACAGAGCAGCACUAUUGAUCGCUUGGCAAAGGAAAACUUUGACCUGAAAAUGCGAAUUCAUUUUCUCAACGAGGCAUUGAACAAGCGUUCUGAGGAAGGUAUUAAAGAAAUGAUCUCUGAAAAUGUUGAACUCAAAUCAGACAAAGUCAAGCUCUCCAAAGACAACCAGAGUCUCAAACGCAAAAUUCGGGAUUUGGAGAAGCAAGUGAAAGACCAUCAAUCGGACAAGGAUUCCAUGGUCAACCAUGAUCCCGAGGCAUCGGAGGAUGGCGACCGUGAAUCGGCGCAAGACGAAGAGAUCAUCUUCUUACGCGAACGGAUUGAAACGUAUGAGCUCGAGAUUGAGCGCAUGAGGUCCGAAACCAUAGCGCGGGAGAGUGAAAAGCGGCGAUUGGCCGAGAUGGUCAAGUCGUUAAGUGAUAACCGUGCGGGAGAGUCUGAGGCAGGCGCGCGGGAGGAGCGAGACAUGUGGAAAGAUAUGCUCGAUGCCGAGACAUCGGCGCGUGAGCAAGCCGAGGAAGAAAAUCGGAAACUCCGAGAUGAGUCAAUCCGUCUGCGGAGUGAGAUGUAUAAGUCAGACCACAGCUCUGAUCGCGGCGCCUCCAGCACUCUUGUUGUAGAGCUGGGCCUUCUCAAGCAAGAGAAUGCAGAACUAAGAAAAGAAGUCAGUGCUCAGACCUCCAUGCUCACAUCUCGCAACCGGGAGAAAGAACGUCUCUACCAAGAAAUCGAAGAGUUGAAGCUUGGGGAGCGACGCAAUCCGCGAUCGCUAGCUGGAGAUAGCAUAUUUGACCGCUCCGCCUCUCGCGCGCAUAUUCGACCAUCGUCCCAGGCCAGCGACGGGGCUGUAUCACGCAGCGAUAUGGAUCGUGAUGAAUUAGAGGCGAAAAAUGGACAACUCCGGGACCUCGUAUCGACUCUCAAGCUUGAUAACCAAGCUAUCCGAGCCCAGCUUGAGGAAUAUAUGGCCGAACUUGAAGCACUUGACAACGCGUAUCAAGCUGACGUGGAUCAAGCCGAGGCAGAAAUUCUCGGAGCACAGCAAGAACGGGACCAGGCCUUGCAUAUGGCCGACGAACGAGAUGCCGCUUUCCAGGACUUGCGAGCCGAGGCACAGGAGGAGCUGGAUACACUUGGCGACGAGCUCGAUCAGAAGAUCGUAGAGUGCCAGCGCCUAAACGAGGAGUUGAGAAACCAGGACGAAAGUUUCAAGGUUCUAGAAGCCGAAAUGAGAUCCGCCAGCGAAGGUAUCAUUCGCCUCGAGGAAGAUGCACAGAACAACCUGUCUGCAUAUAGAUCCGUUCAGCAAGAGCUGGAUGAGGCCAAUCGCGAGAUGGAAUCUAUGGAAAAGAGUCUGUUCGAAGCCAACACCAAGGUUCAACGUUUGACCGUUCAAAUUGAGUCGAGCCAGAAUGAAAUUGCAUUCCUUCGCGAAGAGCAAGAUGGCGAUAAGAUCCGCAUCGGAGACCUAGAAUCUGAUCUCAAAAACUAUCACAUGAGUUUAGUCACCGAGAAAGAAAAAACCAGAGAGCUCGAACAACGGUUGGCGGAUGAGCGACACCAGCGUGAGGUGGUUGGAAGUAAAGAGAAGCAGGAUGUUCAGCGCAUCAUGAACGAAUUGAACCGCGAAGCCUCGGCUUCCAAAGAAGAAGUCCGACGACUCAAGAAAAGUCUUUCAGCUCAGGAAAUCGAGACUUCCACCUGGCGAGAACGACUCAUGGAUCUUGAGAACAACCUUAGAGAAACUCUGGGCGAUCUCAGCGGCAGUCGGUCCAGUUUGAUUACAAAUAUCAUGAAGCUGCAAAAGGAGCUCGAGUCGACUGCACUUGAAUUGGAGAGCAUCCGCUCGCAGCUAGACGAGAAGGAGACGCUACUUCGUAAUCGUGAUUCUCUGCUAGAAAGCCAUGGUCUCGAGUCACGCAAACUUUCAGAGCUUUUGGACCGUGAACGACAUGCGCGCCGGGCCGACAAACAGUCGUUUGAGUCGUCGCUCAAAUCUCAUCAGCAGGCAUCUCGAACAAUCACGCAGAGUAAUUCCCGCAUCACGGAGCUGGAGAAGGCGCGUACCGAGGACCGCAAGCGAUAUGCAUCGUUAGAACAGCAGUUCAAAGACCAGCUGAAUGAGCGCAACGUCGUUUUCCUUACCAUUUGGAAGAAACUAUCGGGUCUUUGUGGACCAGACUGGGCACACUCGAACAGUUUGAUCAACGGUAAUCUUCCAAGCCAAGAGGUCAUUGGUAAUAUUUUGUUCUGGCCAGGCUUCAGUCGCAAUCUGAUACUUGCAAUGAAGACUGUCGAGGCCGUUAUGACAGGAUUCAAAACUCGUAUUAAGAGUGUUGACCACGAGUUGACCAAGCGUUACCAUACACUUGAACUCUCGUAUAACGGACGGAUCAAGAAACUAGAGCGCAUCGAGGAGGCUGUAAAGAAUAUGCGAUCUGACCGUGGACAAUCGGUCUCAUCGCCAGAAAUAUCUAAAUUGCGUGGCGAGAACCGGCUUCUGAAGGCUGAACUCAACUUGCUUCAAUCCAACUCGCGCGGACAUGGUCCUGCAGCUGCAGCCGCGGCGUCAGCCAUAUCAUCGGGGCCUCGAUCUCCUUCUUUGGCAUCAGCAGCGGAAUCAGAACGAUCCCAGGCACGUCCUGGCUCUUCGACCAGCGCAGAAAGAUCCCGUGCAGAGAAAGCCCACCCUCGCGGUACCACUGGACUCCCAGUACCCUCUCAUUCUUCGACGAGCACGUUGACUAACAAUGCUGGAGCGAUGGUACCACGCACACGCAGUUCGCACAGUGGCUUUGACAGCCAAGAUGAGAAAUGGAUCCAUCGGCUGCACGAGUUGGAGAGACGAUUGAAAUCCGAGCGUGAGGGCCGCCUUCUCGACCGCAGUGGUGCUCGCAAGAGACUUGAGGAGCGCGAUGCUGAAAACCAGAGGCUUCGAGACCAGCUCAGUCGUGAACGUACGCGCCGUGGACCUUCGGGCACCAUUACGGACGGUAGCCGCAACCGACCUGUCUCGGAUGAAGCACCUAGUUCGAGUGAAGGAGAAGGCAUCACGGUAGAUAUCGAAGUGUGA
This is a messenger RNA of Penicillium soppii, 3882 nucleotides long. RefSeq lists its product as uncharacterized. Gene Ontology annotation, cellular component: microtubule organizing center. The transcript is spliced from 2 exons. The record is from RefSeq and is a predicted model, not a curated record. Bases 1 to 3882 code for a protein of 1293 amino acids. NCBI's taxonomy places the organism in Eukaryota, Fungi, Ascomycota, Eurotiomycetes, Eurotiales, Aspergillaceae.